AUGGUUGUGAUUGGUGCAGGCCCUGGCGGAUAUGUUGCUGCAAUAAAAGCUGCACAGAUCGGUAUGAAAACAUAUUGUAUAGAAAAAGAUGCAACAUUAGGUGGAACUUGUCUUAAUAUUGGCUGUAUACCUUCAAAAUCACUUCUUCACAGUUCACAUCUGUAUCAUAUGGCGAAGCAUGGAUAUUUAAAUGAACGAGGAAUCGAAGUGGCGCCAACAUUAAAUUUGGGGAAAAUGAUGGCGACUAAAGUUGCUUCUGUUAAAGCUUUAACUUCUGGCAUCGCAAUGUUAUUUAAAGCAAAUAAUGUGGAAUCGAUUAAUGGAAUUGGUACAAUUGUUGGACCGAAUCAGGUCGAUGUGAAAAAAGCUGAUGGCUCAACGAUGAGUAUUUUAGCUCGUAAUAUUUUGAUCGCAACAGGAUCAGAAGUAAUGCCUUUUCCUGGGAUCGAUAUUGAUGAAAAACAGAUAAUUUCUUCAACUGGUGCACUAUCACUAGAAAAAGUACCUCAAAAAAUGGUUGUUAUUGGUGCUGGUGUGAUUGGAACAGAACUUGGUAGUGUAUGGCAAAGACUUGGAGCCGAAAUAACAGUCGUUGAAUUUCUUGGCCAUGCAGGUGGUCUUGGUAUUGAUAUGGAAGUGGCCAAGCUUUUCCAGAAGACUCUUUCAAAGCAAGGAAUGAAGUUCAUGAUGGAGACGAAAGUAACCGGGGCAGAAAAAAUUGGUGGAAAAAUAUUUGUUCAUGUAGAAAAUGCAAAAAGUGGAAACAGUCAAACGUUAGAGGCUGAUGCACUUCUUGUUUCAAUUGGCCGUAAGCCUUAUACAGCAGAAUUGGGGCUUGAAAAUGUUGGAAUUAAACUAGAUUCAAAAGGUCGUGUACCUGUUGAUGAACGAUUUAGAACAUUAAUACCAUCAAUUUUUGCUAUCGGUGAUGUUAUCGAAGGUCCAAUGUUAGCCCACAAAGCUGAGGAUGAAGGAAUACUUUGUGUAGAAGGCAUUGCUGGCGGAUCUACUCACAUAGAUUACAGCUGCAUUCCCUCAGUAAUUUAUACCCAUCCAGAAAUUGCCUGGGUUGGGAAAUCGGAAGAAAAAAUCAAAGAAGAAAAUGUACCUUACAAAAUCGGAAAAUUUCCUUUUGUCGCUAAUUCUCGCGCGAAAACAAUGGGUGAAACUGAUGGAUUUGUCAAAGUUAUCGGCCAUAAAGGAACUGAUCGUAUUCUCGGAAUUCAUAUUGUAGGACCGAAUGCUGGUGAAAUGAUCGCUGAAGCAGUCCUUGCAAUGGAAUACGGCGCUUCAUGUGAAGAUAUUGCACGCGUUUGUCAUCCUCAUCCGACAUUAUCUGAAGCCUUUCGGGAAGCGAAUUUACAUGCAUAUUUUGGUAAAGCUAUUAAUAUCAUUUAA
Dracunculus medinensis (Guinea worm) is the source of this 1398-nucleotide messenger RNA. The record is from the annotation of a GenBank genome assembly. NCBI's taxonomy places the organism in Eukaryota, Metazoa, Nematoda, Chromadorea, Rhabditida, Dracunculidae.